AUCUCAGCCUCCAUCUCAGCCUCCAUCUCAUCCUCCAUCUCAUCCUCCAUCCUCACCAGCCCAUCGCACCGGGCUGCUGCGUCUCUGCCAUUCCUGCCGCUGUCUGCCUGUCUGCCUCUGCCUGUUUGUCCGUCUGUCUGCUACCAGCCUCCCGAGCUUGCACACAGCCCGAUCUACCCUUCGUCUAUUUAUCCUUGUCUGCAGCCUCGCCUCCAGAGCGUCCGUCUGCCUCCCUGCCUCCAUUUUGAAUGAGCACCGUCAGCGCUUCCACAUCCGCUUCAAAAAUGAACACCUCGUCCUCCGAGCUGCUACGCCACAGGAACAAGCGAAGAGACGAUACGAUUCGCAAAAAGGUCGAGCAGGAGCUCUCCCGCAACUCGCCUGGCCGCUCCAAGCGCUCCUCGCAAAAGCCCGGCCCUGCUCCCUCCGGCUCCUAUAGCUCCCAGCGCCGCCCCACCAAGGGCACCGUCUCAUCGCUCCGCCCUGCCGCCGCCAUCACGGUUCUGGAGUCUGCCCGUAUUGUCCAGGCUGCCCAAUUAAUGGCGGCUAAGCGCGCCGAUGCCGUCCUCGCCAUCAACGACGAGGGCCAGCUCACCGGCAUUCUGACCGAUAAGGACAUUGCCUAUCGUGUCGUUGCCGGCGGCCUCGUCCCCAGAAACACCACCGUCGCCGAGGUCAUGACCCCGAACCCCAUCAGCGUCUACGACAAGGGCUCCCGCAAUGAGGCCCUCUCCAUCAUGGUUGAACGCAAGUUCCGCCAUCUUCCCGUCAUCCGUGAGAUGGUCGACGAUGACGACUUUGACAACGGCGACGAAGAUGGCCCCGUCUCCAACGUCGUCGGCCUGCUCGACAUCACCAAGUGUGUCUUUGAGCGCCUCGAUGAGCUCGAGAAGAAGGUCAACGAGGACCAGAACAUCAUCAAUGCCAUGGAGGCUCUCGAGCGCCGCGGCACCGCCGCCUCGGACGUUGUCGGUGCCAUCCGUGUCCAGCACGCCUGCCCCGAUGUUGCCUCGGUCAUCCUCAACUCGGCGGACCAGCUGCAGGCUGAUGUCCCCGAGGUUAGUGUCAAGGCCUCUGUCCGUGAUGCCGCCAAGGUCAUGAAGGAGAGCCACCAGACCGCCGUUCUUGUUCUGGCCGCGCCCGAGGGCGAAGACCGCCUCAACGGCAUCUUCACUACCAAGGACAUUGUCCUGCGAGUCGUCGCCGCUGGUCUCGACCCGGCCACCACCUCGGUUGUCCGUGUCAUGACUCCCCAUCCCGACUCUGUUCCCCCCAACGCGACUAUCCUGGAGGCUCUGCGCAAGCUCCACAUCGGCCACUAUCUCCACCUGCCCGUUGUCGAUGGGUACACUCCCGUCGGACUCGUCGAUGUCCUGACCCUCACCAUCUCCAUGCUGAACUAUGUCAUGAACAAGGAUCAGGGCGAAAACACCGGCGGUGAUCAGGGACCCAUGUGGAACCGCUUUUGGAACUCGACCUUUGCCGGCGGCGACACCGAGUCCGAUCGCCACUCCGUCAACUCGGACGGCCAGAUUGUGCCGCCGAGCUCCUACACCGGCUCUCAGGCUAUCAGCGCACACAUGGGCGGCCUCGUGGGUCUCAACCGCGAACUUGCCCCCGACGAUGCGGCUUCCCAGGUGUACUCGGCCGCCGCUGGAGGCGUCGUUGAGGAGUAUGCCUUUAAGCUGCGCGACUCGACCACGGGCAAGGUCUACCGCUUCUCGUCGCGAUUCGACUCUCUUCAGGAGCUCUACCUGCACGUGGCCUCGUACCAGACCGACGGCAACAAGAGCACCGACCUCCGCCUCUCGUACAUCGAUGACGAGGGCGACGUCGUCCAUCUCUCGACCGACAAAGACCUCGAAGAGGCUGUCCAGAUGGCUCGCCGCGCCAAUUGGGCUCGUCUGAUGCUGUACAUGGGCGAGCCCCCGGCCCCCAACACCCGGACCGACAGCCCCAGCGGCCAGUUCGAGGAGGCCCAGCGAUCAGUCUCUGCCGAUGCCGCUGCAAGCUCACCCGUCCAGCAAGCCAUUGAUCUGAUCAAGGACGCUCCUCUGGCGGUCAACGUCGGCGUCAGCGCCGCCAUUGUUCUCGUUACCGCCUUUGUGGUCUCGAGGAUCGUGCGCUACUAAGCUCGCUCGUCGUCCUGUUGCCGAUGGCUCUGCUGCCCACGAUAUUUUUUUUGCCUCUGCGAACCGACAAGGUAGCCUGGUCCUUCAAUAGAUUGCGCAACUCGCUGUGUGCAGCCGUGAGAGUGACAAACAAAGCAUCCGUUGGAAUCCAAACAGUAAGACCAUCGCCGCGACAAAACCUCCCGCCGUUUUUCACUUGCUCUCGGCUGCAUCGCGAGGGUGCGGUCGCGGAGAUGGUCGACUCU
This is a messenger RNA of Polychytrium aggregatum, 2377 nucleotides long. RefSeq lists its product as uncharacterized. Lineage: Eukaryota; Fungi; Chytridiomycota; Chytridiomycetes; Polychytriales. The transcript has 4 exons. Gene Ontology annotation, molecular function: protein binding. The coding region runs from base 249 to 2132 and encodes 627 amino acids. The record is from RefSeq and is a predicted model, not a curated record.